Messenger RNA from Strongylocentrotus purpuratus (purple sea urchin), 4053 nucleotides. RefSeq names its product death-associated protein kinase 1 (gene dapk1). The record is from RefSeq and is a predicted model, not a curated record. Gene Ontology annotation, biological process: MyD88-dependent toll-like receptor signaling pathway; positive regulation of canonical NF-kappaB signal transduction. Bases 278 to 3493 code for a protein of 1071 amino acids. Lineage: Eukaryota; Metazoa; Echinodermata; Echinoidea; Camarodonta; Strongylocentrotidae. Gene Ontology annotation, molecular function: TIR domain binding. The transcript has 14 exons.
UACACCCUUACAUGAUUGCUCUAUUCAAACAUGGAAAAUACUGGUAGAUCAAAUUGGCAAUGACUUGUGCUUAACUUUCUUCCUCGAUACUGGUAGUUGACUCUUGGCUUUAAAAAACCUCUCUGGAUUGGGCUUGAGGAUUUAAUAUUUUAAGGAGACCUCACUUCAAGAACUACAUGUAGUGUUUCACAUUUUACUUUGGUGAAUUCUUAGGAUUAACACAUGCAGUAAACAUAGUUGUGAUGUGAUAGAGGACGAGCAUGAAUCGUUUGUAUUAAUGGCAGUCUUCCAUGCCGUCGAGGAGGGUAACCUCCACGGGAUCAAAGAACUGGUUGAAAACCUCACCUCCUACGACCCGGACCAAAAGAACAAACAUGGAGAAACCGCACUCCACCUUGCAGCAGGCUACGGUCAUGUUGACAUCCUCGAGUACCUCCAAGCCAAAGGAGCAAGCAUUGAUGUGGCCGAUAAGCAUGGCGAUAACGGGGUAUACUGGGCGGCUAGGCAGGGCCAGAUUGCUGCUAUGAGCUUCCUCAAAGACCAAAGAUGUCCUCUAGAUGCACAAAACAAGACUGGCGAGACGCCCCUGCACGUUGCGGGUCGGUAUGGGCAGGUGGAAGCAGUGCAGUAUCUGUGUGACCAGGCCGUCAACUCGAAUCUAGCGGAUGAGGACGGGGAAACGCCCCUCCACAUAGCGGCCUGGCACGGCUACACCAGUAUCGUCCAGACACUGUGCAAGGCGGGCGCAACGUUGGAUCUGAAGAAUAAGGAUGGUGAAACGACCUUGCUCUGCGCCGCAGCCAGGGGACAUCUGGACAUUGUCAAGAUCUUGGUGGAAGCGGGCGCCCUUCUGAACACCAUCGACAAGCACGGCAUCACCCCUCUCCAUCACGCCGUCAGGAGGCAGCACUAUGACAUCGUCAAGUACCUCGUAGACUCCAACUGUGAUGUCAAUCUGCAAGAUAAGCUUGGUGAUACACCAUUAAAUGUUGCAUGUAAAGAAGGGGCUUUAGACUUGGUGGAAAUGCUGCAUGCUGUGGGUGCAAAGAGAGACAUCCUAAACAGGCAUAAGAACUCAGCACUUCACAUGGCAGCACGAGGAGGUCACAUAGAGGUCGUAAGGUACCUCUGUCUGGCGGGUGCUCUAAUUCACCAAAGGAACCAGGAUGGACUGACUGCAUCACAGCUAGCCAGUCUAGAAGGUCAUGAAGAUGUAGCUGAUGUUCUCACACAAGUAGAAGGGGAUAAGAGCAAAGACCUCUUCAUCAACCAGCUCAACAGCACCUCCGGACCUCUCCACCGCAUCCGCAUCAAGGUUCUGGGUCAGUCGGGCGUCGGCAAGACCGCCCUCAUCGACUCCCUCAAGUGCGGUUACUUCCGCGGCCUCUUCCGACGCUCCCGAUCCAACAUCAGCCUCAUCGGUAGCAGCAGCAACGGGCGGAGCUCGCCCCGCUCCCCCAGGAGUCCGCGGAGCCCCCUCACCCCCAUGUUCGGGAAUGGGAAGAAGAUGGACGGGGGACGGUUCUUCAUGGAGAGCCUGAAGCGAAAGCAGCUUUCAUCGACGUCUUCCAGUUUCGAUGUGGAUUCGGAGGUCACGAGAGGGAUCGAGUUCACACAUGGAACCAUUCCAGGUGCUGGGGAUUUUACUUUCCUGGAGUUCUCGGGUGAAGAUACCUACCACACUGCCUACCCUCACUUCCUGUCCGAUGAGGGCGCUAUUCACCUCGUAGUCUUCAGCCUGGAUGAUAUGUUUGAGGAGCAGCUCGCCCAGGUCACGUACUGGAUGAACUUCCUUAGGUCGCAGCUUCCAGCAACUGAACCAGUUGGCUACUGUGGCAAGUAUCGUCAGCAGCCUAAGAUAGCGCUAGUGGCCACGCACGCUGACCACACCCAGUGCCCGAAACAGCCCACGGGUGAGCUGAUCAGUGGGGAAGGGAACAUCGUACUCUACCAGACCAAGAGGCUGUUUGGCAGGCUCUUCGACAUCUGUGACGUCCUCUUUGUGAUGGACGCCAACAGCGCUCAGUCCAAAGACGUCAAGAUGCUCAGGACUCACAUCUCAAGCUUGAGAAACUCCAUACUCAAGGUUGAAGCACCAGUGUCUGUCCUCUGCGAAGCGGUCGCAUCAGCACUGCCAGCCUGGAGGAGAACAUUUGUAAAUUUCCCUGUGUUGACAUGGCAACAGUUCUCGGAAGGCAUUCACGCCAGUAUUAACCCCCUCGCGGGUCAGGCUCACCUCAGGGAAGUAGGCAGACAACUUCAUCUGAUGGGAGAGGUUCAGUGUUUCGGCAGUGAACUCCUUCAGGAGGUGAUUGUUAUAGAACCCACCUGGUUGUGUUCAGGAAUCAUUGGCAGACUCCUGAGCCACGAUGCCACAGAGCAACCUGAAGGCCAAUACAGCAUCCACUACAUCCAAUCUCUCUUCCCAGACACCGAUGCCAUGGACAUCUCCCAACUCAUGGAGGCGAUGGACAUCUGUGUUCACGGAACUGUGUGUGAGAUCCCUGCGGUCAUGCGCUGUCCCGCCCCAGAGGGCAUCUGGGAGAAGGAGGACGAGAACGGAAACUUCCGGGUGUACGGUGGGGUCCGGAUGCAGUUGAGCGAUUGCGGAAGCACCUUGCCUUCGGGGUUGUUCUCCAGGAUACAGAUGUCACUGAGGCGGAACUUCCAGCAGGACAUGGAAGACACAACAGACAAUGAGCUUGUGAUGUGGAGGAACGGAGCCAAGUGCUCUAGCGGAAGCAUUGAGGGGUUAAUUUCCAUGACGAACGAUGAAUGUGCCAUCGAGAUCAAGGUCCGAGGCUAUAACGACACCAGACAAGGAUGCUUCAUCUUCCUAGAAGACCUUGUCCACCUUGUCAAACACGUUCUUGUGGAUUCGUAUCCAGGGUUACCGCUUAAUAUGGAGGUGCUGUCGCCAAUCCAGCUGUCUUCCCAUGAGAAGACCAUCAUGGUGUACAAUGCUUGCUCCUUGCUCAGACUUCAACUCAGGACUGAAAGAACAGUCGAGAACCCCAUUUCCAACCAGGAGGAGGAUUUUGUUGACAUUUUCUGUUUUGGAUCGGAGUCAGUGGAAUCCAAUCUCAUUGCGGGUGUCGACCUGCACCUCUCGGAGAUCCCGUCGUUGACGAGACGACAGAUCAGCAUGUUGUUAGAUCCCCCGGACCCUAUGGGUAAGGACUGGUGUCUGCUAGCCGUAGGGCUGGGACUCACAGAGAAGAUUCCCAUGUUGGACACCCUCAACAGGAGGUGUGGUCCUGACGAGUCAGACUCCCCGACGGAGCGCCUGCUCCAAGAGUGGGGGAAGGAAGAGACGAACUCUGUUGGGGUGCUCUUGAACAAAGUCAAAGACUUGGGGCGCGAGGAUGUGUUGAGGGUGCUGAUGCAGGGUUCACCCCUCUAUAAGUUUGUUCCUGACCCGAGGGCCUUGGAAGAAGGAAGACAGUCAGGGUCAGGCUCCAAUCACUCCAGUGGCACAGUGGCUUCCAGAUGAGACGGCUGAUAUCUGUUACCGUGGCGGCAUCCCUCUCCAUCCUUUUUAUACUCGCCCAUUUCCUUGAGAUUGUCGCAGCCAUUUUUAUAUGAAUCCUUGCAUUACUUGUGUUGUGACUAAAGACUAACUAUGGGAACUCAUCCAUGCAUGUACGUACAUGAUGUGACUAUUACUGCUACUGACCAUAAGUAAAUGUUAAAAACCACAUCUCAUUUCUCUUGCUAUAAUAAUGAUACAGUACAUGCAUAUCAGGUGUCAUGUUAAGCAUAAAGUAGUAAACCUUGCCAAGCGAAUAGAACUAAUGGAAAUAUUUGUUUGUAUAUCUACAAUUAUAAGUAUUCUUUUUUUCCUCUCAGUGUUUUAGGAAUUUGUUUCAAACAUUGACAUUUUUUUCUUCCAAACAUACACCAGAGUACAAAUAUUCAAUAUGUAGUUGAAACGAAACAGUAAUUUAUCAUUACAACUCAUAGCAUAUAUGGUGCCUAUUUUGUCUGUUGAAGCAGGAACGUUGGGUACAGAUCAACAAUAGCUGCUUUAGAAUCUGAAUGAGUAUUGUUAGG